GAACUAAAACAAUGAGGACCAGGAAGCCUCUCUGCCCCAUAGAAAAGGUGUGGGUAGACAAGCACAAAUACGAUGAAGCGGAGAGACUGCAUUAUGAAAGAGAAGCAAUGUUGGCCACCGUGGUCCCAGAGGAGUGCCUGGAGCUGGAGGCUGUCAAUGGGGUCUGCAAUGAUGAUUCCACUGAAGGUGAACUCAAGGGAGACCUGAAGAAAGGCAAAAAUGGCAAGAAACAAAGGAAGAGGAAACGUUCACCCAAACCCAAAAAUAUGGUCUCCCAGGUAGACUCUGUUUUGAGUGGCUUAUUAGCUGACAGUGUGUGGUUUGACAAGCCUUUGUAUGAUCAUGCUGAGAGCUUGUAUAGGCAAAGAUUAGUGGAUUGUCAAUACCAGGAGGCAGCAGAGACUGAGCUGCCUGAAUCAGAAGCUGUCCAAGAUGCUCCCAAGCCAUGGAUGCUUCCAGCAGCCCUAUCCUGCUCCCACGGCAACCUGAGUGCGUGUCACCACGUCGUUCAGGGCAUCUGGGUCAACAAGUUUGACUUUGAUAAGGCUGAGAAGGCGUUCCUUGAAAGGUCGCAGUUCUUUGUUCCUCCAAACAUCCUCGCCAUCCCCUCUGUGUGCUCAGAUGGUGGGAAAGUAGGGCUGGGAACGCCGGAUGAAGGCUAUGUGACAGCGCUGCCUACGCCUGCUACACCCAACUUAGUUCCUGAUGUUGUUAAUUCUGCUCCCCUCGUUAGCAGCUCGCCUCGCUCUGCAGAGCCCACAGUCAACGGUAAACCUCAGGCUUCCAGCUUGCAAGCUCUCAUGUCAGAGGUGUGGUUGGAGAAACCUCUCUACGACGGCGCUGAGAAAAGCUUCUAUGAGAACAUGUUUGAUAAUCACCCACCGGGCUCCCCCCAAGCCUCGGAGAACCACCAGGAGGUUGGGAAGCAAGAAGGUGCUGAACAGGUGGAGCUCAGCAGCAGCUCUCAGCAGCCUCCACCCACCUCCUUUUUCCUGCAUGAGGACAGUGAGCGUGUGUGGCUCAAGAAGAUGACGUACGACAGCGCUGAGUCGCGCUACUACGCGGCUGAAGCUCUGAAAAUGUCGAGAGCAAAAGAGAUGCCACAACCCACAGUGGUGAAAUCCCAGCCAGAUGCUGAGGCUCCGAGUAUACCUGCACCAGAAAAGAAAACAAUGGCAGUUGACUUCCUUCUGGAUGAGAAGAUCUGGUUUGAGAAGUUUAAGUAUGAUGAUGCUGAGAGAAGGUACUACGAGCAGCAGGUGAACGGGCCGGCCGGCAGCUCUUCACACCAGCAGGAGAACGGAGCCAGCACGAUCCUCCGCGACAUUGCCAGAGCCAGGGAGAAUAUCCAGAAAUCGCUGGCCGGACAGAAGACAGUUCCACGUAGUAAAGAAGCUCCUGCCCGUCAAAAAAAGCAGUCAGGCCGCUCAACUAGUGCAAGCACGAGUUCUGGGCCUGGUGACCAAAAUGAACUUCUUUCCAGAAUCUCUCACUUGGAGGUAGAAAAUCAAAACCUUCACAGUGUUGUUGCAGAUCUUCAGAAGGCCAUCUUCAAGCUGGAAAGUCGCCUAAAUGCUCUGGAAAAAUCUACCUCCCAUCAACCCUCACCUGUUCCACCAACCCAGAAAGUGGAGCCAUUUGGUGUUCCCUCCAAGAAAGUAGAGCUGCCAUCUGCUUCACCUGUGAAAAAAGCUGAGCCAGCUGCUGCAGAGGAAGAUGAUGAUGAUGACAUCAACCUUUUUGGCAGCGAUGACGAAGAGGAAGAUCAAGAGGCUGCCAAAGUGCGGGAGGAGAGACUGCGUCAGUAUGCAGAGAAGAAGGCCAAGAAACCAGGUCUCAUUGCCAAAUCUUCCAUCCUUCUGGACGUGAAGCCGUGGGAUGAUGAGACUGACAUGGCGAAGAUGGAGGAGUGUGUGCGGUCUGUCCAAAUGGAUGGGCUCGUGUGGGGAGCAUCUAAGCUGGUCCCAGUAGGUUAUGGCAUUAAGAAACUCCAAAUCCAGUGUGUAGUGGAGGAUGACAAAGUUGGGACAGACAUCCUGGAGGAGGAGAUCACCAAGUUUGAGGACUAUGUGCAAAGUGUUGACAUUGCUGCUUUCAACAAGAUCUAGAAGCAAAACUAUCCUCUCUGAUACUGUAACUAAUAAAAGAUCAAGGAGUGCAGAUCAGA
This is a messenger RNA of Meleagris gallopavo (turkey), 2167 nucleotides long. The record is from RefSeq and is a predicted model, not a curated record. Lineage: Eukaryota; Metazoa; Chordata; Aves; Galliformes; Phasianidae.